Messenger RNA from Schistocerca cancellata (South American locust), 1512 nucleotides. RefSeq names its product interleukin enhancer-binding factor 2 homolog. The record is from RefSeq and is a predicted model, not a curated record. Bases 169 to 1335 code for a protein of 388 amino acids. NCBI's taxonomy places the organism in Eukaryota, Metazoa, Arthropoda, Insecta, Orthoptera, Acrididae. The transcript is spliced from 8 exons.
UAAUUUUUAGCUAAUGAUAGUGAUAUCGUUGGUAAUGUCUCACAAAUGUCAUCUGAGGUUGAUGCAUAAUUUGCGGUCUUUGGAUCCGGCGUCUGGUUUUGUGCUGUUGUUGUAGAAGACGCGGGGUAGUGAUUGUAUUGAACGAGUUGUAACCACAACAGUAACAAGAUGAAGAUGGUAAGAGGAAGAGGUCGAGGUGGAAUGGGAAGAGGAAUGGGCAGACCAGGGCCAUUCAAAGUUAAGCCUUUUGUCCCUCGUCACCCUUUCGAUCUUACUUUGUGUGAAUCUGCGUUUCCUCGUGUAAAGCCAUUGCCUGAUGAGACUGCAUUCACGCAGGCACUUCUGAAGAGAAAUACAGAUCUGUCACCAUCACCGCAAGAGCAGACUUCUGUUCUAAAUCUUGUGACAAAGAUACAGACAGUAAUGGACAACUUGGUUGUUGCUCCAGGUGGCUUUGAUGCCUGUCAGUUGGAAGAAGUUAGACAAGUUGGAUCUUUUAAAAAGGGAACUAUGAUGACCGGACAUAACGUGGCAGACAUUGUUGUCAUACUGAAAACCUUGCCAACAAGAGAAGCUGUUGAUGCACUUGGUGUUAAGGUGCAAGAAGAUUUGAAAGCUCAAGAUCCACAAGAGAUUCUCUCUAUGUUAACAAAUGACCGUGGCUUCGAGAUCAGUAGUUCUGAAGCAACUGUGAGGGUUUUAAUGACCACUGUCCAUCACAAUCUUCGGAAACUAGACCCUGAACUGCAUUUAGACCAGAAAAUUUUGCAGAGUCAUUUAGCAGCAAUCAGACACAGCCGUUGGUUUGAAGAAAAUGCCCACCAUUCAUCAAUAAAAGUUCUUAUACGCCUAUUGAGAGAUCUAAGAAACAGAUUUGAAGGUUUUGAACCUCUUUCUCCAUGGAUGCUCGACUUGCUGGCACAUAGUUCAAUUAUGAAUAAUCCCAGUCGCCAGGCAUUGCCAAUCAAUCAGGCAUAUCGCAGGGUUCUGCAGUUGCUUGCAGCUGGUUUGUUUCUCCCAGGAUCAGCAGGCAUUUCAGAUCCAUGUGAAGGAGGUAACAUACGGGUUCACACAGCAAUGACUUUAGAGCAGCAAGAUAUGGUGUGUCUUACUGCACAAACAUUACUGCGUGUGUUAGCACACGGAGGUUACAAGCGCAUAUUGGGUCUAGAGGGCAGUGCAGGUAUUGCAACUGACAUGUCUGUCUGGGAUGGUGUGGUGGUGUCUCCAUUGGACAAGGCAUAUGAAAAACCACUGGAAAAGAAAGAAGGUGAAGAAGAUGAUAUGGAAGCUGAUGGUGGUGGUGAUGAAGCUAUGGAAACUGCAGAAAAUUAAUGCAGGCCUUAUUUAAAUCCCUGUGUGUGUGCAUUGUUUAAAGAUUUUUAUUAUAUUUGUUUUAAUAUUAACUUACAGGACCAUUCCAUCAAGCUGUUACAGUUGAUGUUUGUGUGAUGUUUCAUGACUUUUCACUGUGAUGUGUGUACAUUAUACUCAUAAACAAUGAAACCUAAA